AAAGGCCCGGACUCGCCUCCUCCUCCUCCCCCACAACUCGCCAACGCCUAAUCCGUCUCCGCCACCGGCCAGCCAGAGAGCGAGCGAGCGAUUCGCCGCCGCCGUCACCGCUGCCGCCGGCGUCGAGCCUGCAGGGAGCGAGCCCCUGUCGCCACCCAACAGCCUCACCCUCGCGGCCCCCGCGUCUCCCGCGAGAAUCGCGCCCGCCCGCCUAGGGUUUCCGCCGCCGCCGGAGAGGAGGGGAACCAGAGCGACGAGAUGGCAGGGCGGCUCCUCGGGCAACUCCUCGUCAUGGGCGGCGCCGUCGUCGGCAGGGCCGUGGUGCAGGCCUACCGCCAGGCCAUCGUCAAUGCACAGAGAACCGGAGCUGCCCAGGAAGCUGUGAAUGGUAUUCGAAGGGCUAGCAAGGCUAUGACCGAGCAAGAAGCCCGGCAAAUAUUAGGUAUCAGUGAAAAGACGAGUUGGGAAGAGAUUGUCAAGAAGUAUGAUACGAUGUUUGAGAAGAAUGCCAAGAGCGGAAGCUUCUAUCUCCAAUCGAAAGUACACCGGGCCAAAGAAUGUCUGGAGUCCAUAUACCAUGAUAAGCCCGACAUAAUGAACUGAACUGAGAUGGGCAGCGUUUCGUCUAAUCGAUCGAUUUUGUCAGUCGAUGUUCUGUCUGAGCUAUGCUGGGCUGCUGCAUCAGGUCAAAUUUGGUUGUAACAGGAAGUUUGUUCCACUUGACUCGAAUAAUAUAUUCAACAAAAGGAACACCGUUUGAUUUGUUUU
Molecule: messenger RNA, 768 nt
Organism: Triticum urartu
Lineage: Eukaryota; Viridiplantae; Streptophyta; Magnoliopsida; Poales; Poaceae
Product: mitochondrial import inner membrane translocase subunit PAM16 like 2-like
Biological process (GO): protein import into mitochondrial matrix
Cellular component (GO): TIM23 mitochondrial import inner membrane translocase complex
Source: RefSeq, a predicted model, not a curated record